Metarhizium acridum CQMa 102 is the source of this 1350-nucleotide messenger RNA. RefSeq lists its product as uncharacterized. The record is from RefSeq and is a predicted model, not a curated record. Gene Ontology annotation, molecular function: protein serine/threonine kinase activity; ATP binding. Lineage: Eukaryota; Fungi; Ascomycota; Sordariomycetes; Hypocreales; Clavicipitaceae. Gene Ontology annotation, biological process: regulation of mRNA processing; peptidyl-serine phosphorylation; spliceosomal complex assembly.
AUGAGAGCUUUGCUCAAAUCGCUGCGAUAUCAGCCUUGGAAGCUGAAUCGUCCAUGUUCUUCAACCACUACCCGCCGCAGCACGUCAACCUCUCGUAUUGCUUAUGACUAUGUUGACCAAGUGGAAGAACUGACUUGGUAUGAGCCUGGUGGCUAUCACCCUGUUGGUAUUGGAGACCAUUUUCGCCAUCGAUAUCGCAUAGUGCACAAGCUAGGCCACGGGGCGUGUUCCACGAUAUGGCUGGCACAGGAUCUGCAGCGAAUGAAAUAUGUCUCCCUCAAGAUAGCCAUUGCCGAUUGGGAAACCAGCGAAGCAGAUAUUCUCUCUCGUCUAGCAAAUUCCACCAAAAAGCUUCCAUCUACCUUGAUUCCGUCCCUCAUUGAGUGCUUCAGUUUCGAGGGACCGAAUGGAAAACAUCAAUGCCUUGUUACCGAAGUGGCCAGAUGCAGUUUGGCAGCAAGUAAAGAAGCGUCUUCGAUCCGUCUCUUUCCGCUACAAGUUGCCCGUGUUCUUGCUGCACAGCUUACCAUUGCUGUCCACCAAAUUCAUCUUCAGGGCUACGUCCACGGUGAUCUUCACCUGGGAAACAUCCUCCUCAAGCUCCCAUGUGGCUUUAACAAACUCUCUGAAGAACAAUUAUAUUGCCAGUUUGGUCAGCCAGAUCCUCGGCCUGUAGUUCGACAAGAUGGAGAGCCACUUCCAUCUAAGGUUCCUACCCAUGUCUACGAAGCCAUAUGGAUGGGGAAGCCGACGGAGGAUUUAACCCUCCAGGAUGCAAACCUUAUGCUGACAGAUUUUGGCGUGGCGUUUCGCCCAUCACAAGAAGUGAGAUUAAAGUCACACACCCCAAUUGAUAUUCGCCCCCCCGAGACUCGAUUUGAGCCGAGGACGCCUCUAACAUAUUCCUCGGAUAUCUGGAGCCUUGCUUGUACCAUUUGGAAUUUCCUAGCCCAACGACCCAUGUUUGGCGAAAUACUAGCGACUCCUGACAUGAUCACAAGUCAGCAAGUAAACGCUCUAGGCCCGCUUCCAAGAGAUUGGUGGGAUAGGUGGGACAAGAAAUUGGACUUCUUCACAGAAGACGGCACGCCAAUUGAAUGCCUCCGCAGCCCAUCAUGGGAUCGCUAUUUCGAGGAGGACAUACAAGAGCCAAGACGAGAACGUAUAAUGGGCGUGUUAGAUGCUGAGGAGGCCAAGGCAUUUACUGCCAUGCUACGAUCAAUGUUGGCAUACAAACCUGCUGAUCGGCUCACAGCUAAACAAGUAUUACAAACAGAGUGGAUGGAAACAUAUGCUCUUCCAGACUAUGAGAGGAGCUUGGCAGCAGGAAGCAGCUCCGCCCGGAUAUAG